AUGGCAUCGACAAAACGACCUCCCACAAAAUCCUCAGCUCCUGUAUUCCAGAUUUUUCAUCUGGUGUUAACAAUUCUAUCGAUAGCAGUUCUUUCGUACAAGGUUUUCCGCCUUGAGAGUGAAUUGUCGUUUAUUCGGGAAGAGCUGUCUACUUGUGAUCGCAAUGGUGACAAGAAAACAAAUCUUCCGCUUUUUACAACCGCGAGAAGCGAGAUUGCGGAGACCAGGAGUGAUCGAUACCGGCGGCAAAUUAGCAAAUCUGAAAUGUAUGGAGUAAGGCAGAAGAUAGAGAACGCUGUUUGUAUUCGAAAAGCCCUGCAGGAUUUUCAGGUAAAUAUAAUAAAGAUGAGUCCUACGCAUCUCAUCAGCCAAAGGACACACUAUACCAUUAACAAAGCUUAAGCAUUUAUCACGACUCGAAGAAUUCAAAUGGAAAUUUAAACAAAUAGAUGAAGGGUUUGCGCCAGUCUCUCACAGGCGUUAAAAAUCAUAGUUGCCAGCUUUCGUCGUCUUUAAGGUACAUGAACCGCACUGCUUUUAGGAAAUGAAGCCUAAAAGUUAUCAGGUUUCUCCUGCAGUAAUUAAUGUCUUGCUUGAGCCAAUGGAACGCGGAGGACCCCGAACUAACCUAGUAAAUCUGUGUAAAUUGUUCAUGUAAAUGGCAAAUAGUAAAUGUAAAUGUUGUUUUGGCCUAAAAAAGCACGCAGUAAAUGGAACUAAAUGGCAAAUAAGCCAUAACUGAUAAUUCUUUGAUGAUUCACCAAUUUAUCCAUCUUUGCCAAUUAUAUCAGUCUUCAUCCCUUAACCCUCUAACUCUCAUGGGUGACCAAGACAGAAUUUCUCCUUACAUUAUUAAUACAAUAUCAAGCAGACAAGUGACGAGAUUAAAGGAAAAUAUCAAUUAAGAGUUAUAAGUUGAUCCAAUACCAAAUUCGCCAAACUAACAUCAUAAGAACCGUAUAGCAGACAGUGAGUAGAAUUGCUAAUGAGGUCUUGGGAGUGAAAAGGUCGAUGAUGAAGCUUUCCUGCAGAGUAGGGUCAUUAGAAACCGAAUUACUCAGUGGUGGUUGUUUUUACAGAAAUUGCACUUUUUCCUCUUGUUUGUUGUUUUUGUUAAAACUUAUCAGAAAAAAAAGUAGGCAAGGUCAGUGUACCAUGAUUUUGUCAGGAACUGGUCAUUAUUUAUUGCUUGGGGAAGAGGAGGGGGGUGGGUUGUGUGUAGGAGGGGGUGGGUUGUGUGAAGGAGAAUACCUGAUUUCCCCAAAAGACUCUGUAAUAUUUUUAUGUUCCCUCCUUUACAGUCCCCCCUUAAAAUUCUGUUGGCGACUACUGAUCCCCCUUCCGUUCCCCCUUGAAACCAUGUGAUCCCCGGAAAUCCUCCGAACACCCCCUACCCCACCUCUUUGAGUAAUAAAUAAGGACUGAUCCCAUUGAGUUGUUGAUGACCUUCGUGAAAAAAAAAACAUUUUUCUCAAAGGUUCAUCGUCUACCCACAUCUACUACAUUAUUAAAAUGUAAUAUCUUGAAUAUCCUCAUAAGGGGGUUAACGACUCCCAUUAUUCCUAGAUGUACUUACAUUGAUAUCGGCAAUAUUCAGUUAAUAAUGAUGGUUUUACUGAUGCUAACAGCAUUAUUAUGUCUGCAAAAUGAAUGGCCACAAUAUAGGUGCUCAGGGCCCUCCAGGAAAACAAGGGGCUCGCGGUCGUCGCGGUCGUUCAGGCCCAGCUGGUAAACUUGGGCCACCCGGCGCGAGAGGGCCCAGAGGAGCCCCUGGAAUGAGUCCCAAAAUCAAUGUUGCAUACAUUGAGGAGUUGACCAAACGAAUGGAAUCUCAAGUCACAUUAUUUGGUAAGUGUAUCUUAUGCAGAACCUUUUUAAUUCCGAAUGAACUUAACAGCACUCAUUUGUUCCAGCCGAAGAUAGGUGGGCUGUUGAAAAAAAUUUCCCAGUUCUACGACACCUUUGACACUCAGCUGAGAAAAAAAGGACCAUCAGCUAGAUUCAUCAACAUAAGCUAUCAAAAAUUCCAACGUGAGGUUUAUCAGUGUUUUAGGUUUUCACAGAGUUAAGGUGAUCCCAUGAAGUCUGAAACAACAUCAGGUAGCCAAGAGACAAUUCUUCACUUUCCAUUUACACAGUGAUGAUAAAAAAUAUUUUCACCUGAUUUUGAAAAAUAACAUUUAUAAGUAGAUGUUUAUUAUUCUCAUCGACCAACAGCUCCUCCUCGGUUCUCCUCCAAGAUUCCCUCCUCAAUUUCUGUCAGAGAAGGAAAUAACUUGUCUCUUCGAAUUUCUGCCUCCGGUAACCCAGUCCCAAAGAUCACGUGCUCUUUACAGAGUAAAAUCCAAGGUAAUGGUGGACGAAUACUAGUUUCUAAUGAGAAGCUUGAGAUGAGGAACGUCAGAUUUUUAGAUCAAGGCAAGAUAGAAUGUCUGGCAGAGAAUGUAUUUGGUACUCAAGUGGCACGUGUGAAACUAAUCGUCUUUGGUGAGUACGUUUUUUUUAAUAUCUUUGGUUCUGUUUGUCUUGCCUUUGAUCAGUUGGGUAUUUUGGUCAGCUUUCUCACAUGAUAGCAAUCUUUUCUGCCUGUAUCUAGCUUCCAAGUCUAUGAUCCAGAGUCUCUCUACUCGUCUUUCUUUUUGUCUGUCUAUGUCUUUCUGCCUGUGAGUCUGUCUGUCUUUCUGCCUUCCUUUCUCCAAGUCUGUAUGUCUGUCUGUUUCCCAGUUUGUCUGUCUGACUGUCAGUCCCACAGUCUAACCGUCCAUCUGCCUGUCUGUCAAUCGAUCUGCUCGUCUGUCCUCCUACCCAUCUUUGCCUGUGACUGUCAUUUUAUGCGUUAGAGCGUUCUCAAUUCUGAUAACAACCCAAAGAAAAACCCUGUCUCGUGUUCUGCUUUUAGGUCCUCCAAGAUUCUCUGACACACUCCCAGGAAAAGUGACCGGCUUUCUUGGUAAAACGACAAAACUUCUGUGUGACGUGGUCGGCUUCCCCACCCCUGUGGUUGAAUGGAACAUGUCUCCCCCAGCCCCACUCCCUCAGGGUCGCAGUUCAUUAACAAAUGGAAGUCUGUUUAUUGAAAAUAUUAAAAGUGGCGACGAGGGGGUGUACCUGUGUACCGCGAGGAAUAAACAUGGAAUGGUGAUUCAUGGCACCUUUUUGAAAGUCGAAUCAGUCGGUGAGUUAUGUGAUCUUUACAGACUAAGAGAAGAACGAAGAAAUCUUUGGGUAACUUAGAGAUGAAAUGGCGGCCAAAAAGCUUUUGAAAUUCUAAUUCCAGUCUAAGAGCUAAAGACCAUCGUACCUCUUUACCAGGUCCAUGGAUUGAAAAACAACACUGAGUUCUUGGAAUGCGCGCGCGCGGAAUGCGUAGGGCAAAACUGAGGAAUCACCUUAAAACUUACACUCACCAAGGGCAUUGAUUACAGGAAUCAUAAUCAAUACUUAAUAUUUUCGCUUGUUUCUACAUUGAAAUGAUUUCCUUUUAUGACAAAAAUUUCUCCAAAAAACCCUAAAAUUACAAUUAACUAACUAGCUCUAGAGUUGAGAAAUGGCUUUUGACAUGUGAAAUUAAAAUGUUUUUAUUUAAUAUUGAUUAAAAAUAAGUUUCGUGGCUAAGACUUUGAGUUCAUUUUCAGUUGGGCUUUAAUCGGUUUUUCUCGUUUUAAAUGGUUCUCUUGCUUUUGUAUAAAAAUGAUGUAUCUAUUUUAAAAGAAAAAAUUUGUUUGGUGAAACUGAAUUUAUUGGACGGGGCAGUGCCCACAUUAUAUCUUCGGACGAUUCAGUAACAACUUUCUAAAUCGUGUUCAUUCGCUAGUUCCUCCUGAGUUCUCCAAAACACCCUCUUCUUCAAUCUCUGCACCGGGAAUUCGAGAAACUCUGCGGAUCAGCUGCUCUGCCAAAGGUUCACCUCUGCCUACAGUCACGUGGUACAAGAAUGACUUCAACGUCAUCAACGUUAUGAAUAACGUCACCAAUGACGAGUUUACAAGCGAGCUUGUGAUCAAUGCCUUCCAGCCUGAGGACCAGGGCACCUACAGCUGCAUCGCUCGUAACGUGUAUAACGAUACAGUAAACACAAAUUCAAGAGUGUGUAAGUCAAAAUUUUUUGACUUCAAUCCUCGAUAGCCCGAACAUCCUGCUAAUUAAUGGAUGAGGUUGGUGAUCACCAUGUAAGACUAUCUCCUUCAAUUUACUCCAGACCUUCCUGUUCUAGAAACUUGGGAAUUUCAAGCCCGCCUAUUUUAUUUUUGUUAUCUUAAUUAAUUUAAGUGCACUUUUCUUUUAGUUCUACCCAACUGUGGCAACCCGGUAAAUAUAGCCGAUGCAAUGAUCAUGAAAAGCAACAAUUGGGCAGGAGAAUUUGUCAGGUACCUCUGUCAUCCGGGAUACACCAUGAUUGGGCCCGCGGUGAGACGAUGUUUACCCAGCGGUAAAUGGAGCGGAGAAAAUACCUCGUGUAGGUUACAUUUUGUUAGUUUCAGAAGAGUAAAUGUCGUUGAAAUACGACGAUUUCUCCCGCUUCCACUAAACAUUUCCUUCACGCGAAGACAAAACUUUCGUUGCUACAUGCAAAUAUUUGAAAGUCGUCAGGGUAUUGGGUAUUCAAGUUAGUCCACACGAUGCUUGAUUGUUAAGGAAAGGCACUUUCUCUUUAUCAGCAUUCACUUUUUUUGGUAGAACAAAACAUUUCUUUAAAAGAGAUGCGUUGCUUUCGCGAGUAGAAUUUUCCACAGGAGAAUCUUAAGUGCAGCUGAUCAUCAAUUUCUGUUCAAUAAACAGAACGUAGCAAGGUCGUUUGGAAAUACGAAACUAAUAGCAUCUCUCACUCAUGAAAGAUACCAUAAACUCUCGACUGUGAAAUUCGUUACUUCGCAUCACCACUUGCAUAUAUUCUACGUAUAUUACGGAAAUCAGCCAACAGUUCAGUACACACGUUUUAGAACUUCUCCCCCCUCACCUCCCACAUCAUCCUUUUCCAUUGUUAACUGCCAUGAGGUUAGUUAAGCUGCCUGUAGCGUAGAAAACUUUUCAAUAUCUAUGUGUUUUCAAAUCCUCGCCAACCAGGAGUUUCAUGUUCUUAAUUGAAUUGCUUUCCCAAACAUUUUUUAGGUACCGAUAGACAGGAAUGUUUUCAUCACACCAUCAUUGAUGACGACACCAGGCGAGUGAGUUACGAUGGCGCCAGCCACAAGUGUGACGAUAAUCUCACUGAGAGCUGGUACAGAUUUCAAGAGGGAAGACAAAUGAACACCAACUGUGCAAAAUUUCAUUCCUGUGAUACGGAACGCGCAGGUUGGUUAGUCGGCGGCCAUCCGUCAGCUGAAGAUGGAAGAGUAACCAAGAAAGUAUGUUUCGGCCGAACUGCUCCUUCGUGUACUUGUGCCUACCAUACCUACAUACAGGUACGAAACUGUGGAUCGUUUUACGUGUAUAAGCUGAAACCCAUUACAGUCUGCAAAGAUACCUAUUCUGCGUCGCGAUAUUGUACCAACUAAGAACACAGAGUAGGAUUGACGAAUGGUACCUAACGAAAAAUUGUCUCGAAAACUUUGAAUCCACCUCAAAAUCUGGUCAGCUUUUAUGAUGCGCCUAAAAGUCUUGUAUUGCUUUUUAACUUCCCUGAAGUUUGUCGUUUCCAUUGUAAGAAUCAAUUUAGUAUUUCCCUUUAUAUUAUUCUAGUUUUUAAUCAUUAAAUUCAAUAACGUAGGUGCAUUGAUCAGGAAAAAUAAAUAAAGUAAUCGUUCACGUG
This is a messenger RNA of Pocillopora meandrina, 5749 nucleotides long. The record is from the annotation of a GenBank genome assembly. NCBI's taxonomy places the organism in Eukaryota, Metazoa, Cnidaria, Anthozoa, Scleractinia, Pocilloporidae.